Thalassophryne amazonica is the source of this 4414-nucleotide messenger RNA. RefSeq names its product M-phase phosphoprotein 9. Gene Ontology annotation, cellular component: centriole. The record is from RefSeq and is a predicted model, not a curated record. Lineage: Eukaryota; Metazoa; Chordata; Actinopteri; Batrachoidiformes; Batrachoididae. The transcript has 24 exons. Bases 151 to 3912 code for a protein of 1253 amino acids.
GCCACCUGUCACGAUUUAAAAACAACAAGAAGAAGAAGCUCGUUAGCAGUUGUGAGCACUGCAGUGCACCAAUCAGCAGGGGAAUAUGAACGAAAUAAAGAUGCCAGUUAACAGCUGUUGGUCUGAUCCCCUCUGCACGGGCUCGUAACCAUGUCCACAGAUGACAGUAUUUCUGAGGAUGUGUCCAGCUCUGGAGCUUUGAGCCACUGCCACGUCAGUCCCGAUGGGGAUGUGUGUAAGGAAAGCGAGACGUCGUUGGUAUCCUCAGAGGAGAUAUCAGCCUCGGGGCUGGCCGUGUCAGAGCACAGACAUGCAGUCUCCAAAACAACAGGAGCCUCUGUGGAGAGCAGGCAGAUGGACGUCACACCAGCAUGCAACAAGAUCAGGAGUCUUUGUCUGAGCACAGAUGAAGCAUUUUCUCAAGGGAAGAAUCUUCCAUUCAUCAAUCCAAGCUCCUUGGAGACCCUCAGAGCACUGGUGCAGGAAAUCCAAAGUAGUGGUGAGACAGACCCUGAAAUCUGGAAGGACUGUGAGGGUCGAUGGUUGCAUCUGUUUCAGCUGGUGGAGAAGCAAUACCAAGAGCAAAUACUUGCUCAACAAGAACAAUACCAGUGCCAAAUACAGUUAAUUCAGGAUGAAAUUAAAGCCCUGGUUCAACUCCAGAACCGCCAGGCACAUGCAGAUUUCUCUCCAACUUUGGUAACCAAGACAACCACCACCAAGGAAUACACUUUGCCCAGUGACUGCACAAUCUCCAAAAAUGUUCUCACGGACAAUGAUGGCUUGGCAGUUCCUGCCCAUACUCCCUUUAGUUCCGCUUCAUCUCCACUCCACCAACCAGAGGCUGCCAAUCAAGGAGAUGACCGGGUGGCCACAGUGCUCAGCAGUGGUUAUGGGACUCUGUCCUCUUGGCAGGCAGGUCCAAGACCUGCUGGAUCUCCAGAGGAAGAGGGCAAUGGUCAUCAAGUAGGGGAGCAGCCUCACUGGUCUUCUAAGCUACCAGAUGACUCAGAGGUAACUGUGAUGGGGUUUCAGCAGGAUGGACCUCAUCAAAGGAAUGUUGAAGCAGAGGCACAGAACCCUUUAGUCCAUCAGCAGAGAAUCUGUGGCAACCAGCCUUUGACCUCCUGGGCCCAGCGGCAGAAACUCAGGGCAGAGAAGACUAAGACAGGACAAAGUUCUCCUCAAAUCCCAGAGUACCAGGAGGACUGCUGUAUCACCAGAGAAUCCCACAAACAAAGUCCACUGGAGAACAGAGACUCCCAGGAACAGCAUCGACCAGCCGGGCCGCCAUCCAGCUCAUGUUCCCUCAGGAGGAGUGACAGCCUGUUGUCUGAGACAUCAGGUCUUACUUACUGGCAUCGAAAUGAGAAUGACCUAUAUCACCCUCUACCAGACAGCAUUGGCAGUGGCACAUACUUCUUUCUUCAAGAGGCGUCCACGAAUCUUACUCCACCUCAAGAGCCUCAGUUGUCUCUCAAAGAGAUCUAUCAAAACAAGCAAAGAACAGGCUAUAAGCAUGCAGACUGUGAAGUCUCUGUUACAUCCAGCCCAUUGUCACCACAGGUCUUGACUUUGGACCAAGAUGCUAACUUGAGGCAUUCAGAUUGUACCUCUGGCUUCACUUCGCCUUCUAAUUUCAGCAGUCCUGCACUCACCACGCAGCCCAAUUUCUGUCCCAGAGCAGCAACUCCUGUAACCCCAGACAGUAUGGUUGAGUGCAGUCCAAACACUGGAGGUACUGAUUGUAUCUCUGAUACCUCCUGCAUUUCAGGAGCUGGACCUUGCCCUUCUAAGGUGAAAAACACCUGGGGAAAUGCAUCCCAGACAGUCCUCCAUAAUACCCAGGACAAGUCCCAGUCCUUCUCUCACACAGCAAACAAGCACCAAGGAACCAGCGCCCCUUUAGCCAGCGAGGAGGAGGGAAGUCACACCCACACCAGCACGCUGAAGCCAGCUGACUGUGCAGCUUUACAGCCAGCAACCAGCACACACGUGGACGAUCCUGUUGUCCUCUCUCUCAUAAGGCAAAACCUGAGAGAGAAGCACUCCAGACACGUGGCUGAUUUGAAGGCUUAUUAUGAGUCUGAGAUCCGGAUGCUACGAGACAAACUUAAGCUCAGAGGUCUACCGAAGGACUUGGAGAAGAGCAACCAAGUCUUGUCUGACAGAUGUAAACAUCUUGAGAAAUCUCUGGCUGAAGCUGUCGCUCGUAUUCAGGACCUAGAGGCAAAAAACAGCUCACUGGAAAAGAAACUGGCAGAGUGGCCAGAGCGCUAUGCUGUAGCAGGGGCUGCUGUGAAGUCUUUGCAGCAGCGACUAGAAGAAAGCAAGCAUUCCAGCAAAGAGAAGGACACCCUGGCAGCACGCUUGAAGACCCGUGUACAGCAGCUGGAAGAGGCAACACAGAAAGCCUGUCGGGAAGCAGAUGAGAAGGAGGCUCGCAGGGAGAGAGAGUCCAAGAUGUUGCAGAAUUUGCUUGCAGAUUAUGACUCUUUGGUGAAAGAGCAUGAAGGAGUGAAGAACAACUUGAUUUCAACAGAGAACAAGCUUGUUGAUGCCAACGAUGAGAUAUCUGAGCUGAAGAGGGUCAUCUCCAAACUGGAGUUUCAGGUGAAGCAGCUGGAGCAUGAGAACCAGGCCAGGGCUCGUUUUCCUUCUCACAGUAGUGGACAACCCUCUGGGGCCGGUCUUUUCCAUCAUCCUGACCUGCUGCUGUCUCCCAGCAAAUGCAAGGCUGAGCCAGAUGUCACCUACAGGAAGCCACUCGGUCUUCUUUCUGACCAGCUAAAUGGCUUCAGAAAAUCACCUUUCCCUCAGACCAACCAAUCGACUGGCCACAAGCAGUCAUAUUGCUCAUUACGUGACCAAUCAGCAAAGACUGGAACCCCCGUGGACGACUGUUCAGCUGCUGGCAGCUGGAGGUGUUCCUCUCCCCCUCAGUGUGAAACUGUCCAGGCUCAGACCAGGCACCAAGACCAGAUGUUUGCUAAACAGGAGUCUGUUCAGAGAGAAGGAUCGUGUGCCCUUACCCCAAUGAUGAGGGCCUUGAUAGAGUUGGAGGAGACCAGAGCAACAGCAAGUCGAGCUCCAUGGGUUGGCCAUCAGAGGACCACAGUGGCCUUCAUGGAGCGAAGACACAAAGAGCCCAUUCAGGAGCGAAUUCGAUUGUCAGCAGAGAGAGAUGCUGCUAAACCUAUGGUGGUCGGCCCUGAGCGCAGAGGAGGGAGGUGUCAUCCUGGAGCAGAGAGCACUGGAGCUCUGCUCAGAGCUCAGAGGAGUCUGUCUCCAGAUGGCCAUAGGUCGUCUUCUCUGCCUCCUCCAGCACAGCGAAACAUUCCUACAACUUCACCCACAAAGAGAGAAACUUUACUCAUGCCGCUGUCUGCCAAGUCCAGCCCUAAACGCUGUCCAACUGAGAAUUACUCCACUGCUUUUGGCCACAUGAUGCCGAGAGAGGAACACCUGGUCAGAAGGUUUGAAGGACAAUUUGACCAGAGACGCCAUUCAUUCCACAUCAGCACACCCCGGAAAAGACUCCAGUUUCCAUCACCUGAUGCAGAAGAUGACGUGCAGCAGCCCGAGUCGUCUGGUUGUGUGAAUCCACCUGAAGGUGACUCCCGGCUGGGCUGGGAGGAGCAGGGCGCUGACCUGCAGGUCUCCUGCGAGGAUUCCUCUCCACUGCACUCACUGGCCGACGCCGAGAGACUGUUUGAUGAGCUGACACAGGAAAAAUUACAGAUUGAAGCAGCUUUGAGCCGGAUGCCCGGAGCAGGCGGCAGAGUCAGCUUGCAGACCAGAUUAGAUGAGGUGGCCCUGGAGAACCGCCUGGAGAGACUGAACCGUCAGCUGGGAUCCAUCCGCAUGACUCUGAAGAGAUUCCACGUCCUCCGCUCCUCUGCUAACAUAUAGCGACGUCCGUCUCUGGUUUCUGUUCAGCACUGAUUUUCUAUCAGUCGUUCUCUGUGCCAUAAUCACUGUACAGAAAGCCCACGUCAACUUUUAUACACAUUUACUUAUUACUCUGGGAUAUUUUUUACAUGUUGAAGAUAUAAUAUAAUGUUAGAGUAUAUUUUCAGUAAUACACAGAUUUAUAAAGUCAUUUACUUUUUUAGCACAGACUAUUAAUAGGAUAUGUUUUUCUUGCCAUGUUCAUGUGAAUGCAGUUGACUUGAAUCAGCCGUUUCAAAGUAAAUGCGAAGGAUCAAAGAGUUUCCAGCAGAGAUUCAUCUUCCUGGGAAGUGUAACUGUCAUUCCUCCCUUCCUGUUUACAGAAAUGUUUUAAUUUUAUUUAUUUGAUAUUUUUGUACUUAAAUUUUCAUUUGGCACAUUUUACUUACAGAACAGAAUUUGGGACAAAUGAUCAAUCUUAAAGGGAAUAUUUGCAUACUUGAAUUAAACAGCUUUUUUUUUU